Messenger RNA from Epinephelus moara (kelp grouper), 1560 nucleotides. It is a transcript of the gene pou2af2a, whose product is annotated as protein POU2AF2. NCBI's taxonomy places the organism in Eukaryota, Metazoa, Chordata, Actinopteri, Perciformes, Serranidae. The record is from RefSeq and is a predicted model, not a curated record. The transcript is spliced from 5 exons. The coding region runs from base 175 to 1068 and encodes 297 amino acids. Gene Ontology annotation, molecular function: POU domain binding; DNA binding.
CCCUCCUCACAACGUAGUUAAAGCUCCCAUCGUGGCACGCCACUCAGUAUGGUGCUGCACACUGGGAUUCAGCUACUGUAGGCAAAUACAGCUGAGGGAGAACAGAGAGGCCUCUGUCUGUGUGUGUGUGUGUGUGUGCGUGUAUGUGUGUGUGUCAGAGUGCUGAACAGCAUCAUGGACACAGAAUAUUCUAAAAGAGUGUACCAAGGCGUUCGAGUCAAGCACACAGUCAAAGACCUGCUGGCGGAGAAGCGAUCCCGACAGACAAAUGGGCCCAGAUACAGCGGGGGAUCGACCACUCCGCCCUCAUUCGUCCAGAUGCCAGGGUCUCACAUGCUGCCCAGCUACUACGGCAUGAGGCGUCCUUUCAUCUCAGACUCAGACUUCUGCCCGUCCACCAAGCAGUUCUCCCCUGACGUCUAUUCGCCCACACUGAGUGGUAAACCUCUGGGCUGCGAGCCCUCCACCAUGACCGGCUACUCCCCUUUCAUUGACAGCUACUACCCAGAGACCUUCGGUGACUACCGUAGCGCCGCCGCCUUCUCCAGCUCAGGAGGAUCCUUCCUGCCAUCGUCUGCCCUCUCAUCCCUGCUGCCCCCCUUUGGUGGAGAGUCCUCGCAUUUAUUCCUGAGAGACUCGUGGGAGCAGUCGGUCCCAGAGCCAGUAUCCCAGGUGGAUCCUCUGUGUCCAGACAGCCUGGCUUCAGUCAGCGUCCCACCCUCCAUGCCCAGCCCUGAGCCUCCAGGGAGCCCCUCCCAGUACCGCACCCCCAGCCGAGGCUCCUCCAUGGGCCCCAGCUCCAGCAGCCAGCCCUACACCCUGCACCCCCUGGAGGACGCCCACUACCACCCGUUAACCACCAGCAGCUCCUACCCGGUCUCCUCCACCUCCUUCCCCUGCCCACCAUACAUGAGCACUCCCAUCAGCGACCUGGUGUGCAAGAUGGUGACAGAGGAGGCCGAUGAGAGUCACGUCGGCCUCCCUGCCAACGGCGAGGCCCCAUCGUCCUGGGCCAAAGAGGACGGAGUGAGCUCCUGGUCGCCCUACGAGAUCAGGAGGGCCUACUGACUGGAUGAUGGGUCAGAGGGUCACAGUUUAGAAGAAGGAGGUUUCACAGACAAUUAAACGAUGAACUCAACAAGCACUUGGCAGUCCAGAGAAAAAUCAGUCAGCUGUGGAGUGUUUUGGUGACAGGACGAUAUCCAUUUAUUUACAGAGAGAGCAUUCACGUUGGUAGAUGUGUUGGUAGGAGCCGGUUGAAGGCGUUGAAGAGCCUACUAUUUCGUAAACAAGAAAAGGUGUGACUUUUUUUAAAUUUGUUUGAAACAGAACGGACUAACAAAACACACCAUGUGCCUUAAAACUGAAAAACAAACCAACAAAAAUCUAGUUUAGUUGAUUAAAGAAGGUCGACUUUCAUGUUAUUAAAAACUGUUUGAGCAUCUUACAAAGAACCAUAAACUUCCAGCUUACUCCAUUGCCAGUGGGUGCAGGCUAAGAGUGUCUAGUUGGAGUUAAAGUCUGAUUUAAAUUAUAUACUGUACAUAUGUUCACAUAUCU